Molecule: messenger RNA, 1765 nt
Organism: Cimex lectularius (bed bug)
Lineage: Eukaryota; Metazoa; Arthropoda; Insecta; Hemiptera; Cimicidae
Gene: REPTOR-BP
Product: cAMP-responsive element-binding protein-like 2
Exons: 3
Coding region: 350-574 (74 amino acids)
Biological process (GO): regulation of DNA-templated transcription
Cellular component (GO): nucleus
Molecular function (GO): DNA-binding transcription factor activity
Source: RefSeq, a predicted model, not a curated record
UAUAAGUCAAUUGGUAUAAGAAAGAACUAUGUGGUUUGACAAUGUGUCGGUCGUUGAAACUGUUCUUCUUAGUUUUUUCCAUUAACCACAGGAUUUUAAGUGGGAUUAAAUUUUUAAAUAAUGUCAAGCACAAUUCAGAAGUUUUCUAAAUGUAUGGUGUUUAGUGACAGGUCAUGAUUAUUUGGAGAUCGUGUGAUGCGGUCUGGUAUUCAAUGUUAUUGAAUUUGCCAGUCUAGUUUCCAUUGUUUUUCUCCUUUUACUUAUUUAAGCAAGAAAUAAAGACAAAGAAAGAAUGUGAUAUAGAUAAAUAGGUACAUAGGCAGCUAAAUAGAGGGAAACAUGGUGUGAAAUGAAAGAAAGGAGUAGGCAAAGUGCUAGAGAAUGCCGAGCAAGGAAGAAAUUGAGGUACCAGUACCUGGAAGAACUGGUCACAGACAGAGAAAAAGCGGUAAUUGCAUUACGCAAAGAGCUCGAAAAGUACCGUUCUUGGGGGAAAGAUCUGGAUGAAGGAAGGCUCCCUGAGGGUUUUGAAGAGUUCCUAGAAGAAUACGGGGCAGUUAAACAAGAACUAUGAAUUACUCUCAUUUCAAAGAAGUAUGAAAUGAGUGUGUUCAUGAACAUUGAAUUAAAAAACAAAAUUAAUUAUUAAUUUAAUUAAAUCGUAAUCAUUGUUUGGCAUGUUAAAAGGUACUCACAACUUAUGAAGGCUACAUUUCAGCAUCCACUUUUAUUUAUUUUACACCAAAUUUUUUACUAUUCUUUAAUUGUUGUCAGCACAAACAUUCAUAAAUGCACAUGGAAGAAUGUUCUUUAUAAUUAGAAAUGAUUUUUUAUGUCAGAAUACCUAUGUUACAGCUUUUAUCUUUUUAGUGGCUGAAUGUUAUGUUGUCUUCCUAAGUAGAAUUAUAUGUGAAUGUGUACAUAUUACAAUAUAAAAUAUAUAGUCAUUUUUUCAAUUUUUUUCUCAGAAUAAUAUUUUUAAUAGAAUAGAAUUAAUAGCACCGUGCAGGCUUCCUUUAAAAUGUUUAAAACAUUGUUAUAAUUUAAUAAAUAGAUAAGUUUACUAAAUAAAAUGAGUUGGGUAUUCUCUAAACAUUUUGUUCUAAAAUUGAAAUCUAAAGACAGUAUACAAUCAAAUUAAGCUAUGAUUCUAAUGAUACAAAUUUUAUCUAUGUAAUAAAUCAUCACGAUUACAAUUUUUAAUUUAAAUAUAUUUAUUGUAGAUUAGUCAUUUCCAUUCAUGAUAUAAUUUUGAUUUGCUUAUCUCUCUGUUUUUAUAAGCAGGAUACGACUCAGCUACAUGCUUUGCCUUGUCGACCUCAAGAGAAAAUCUUUCAAAUUAAUUGCUAAUGAAUUAAUGUUUUUUUUUUUUUUUUUUUUUUACAAUCGUAUUGUAGAGGCGAUUUUUGUAAACAGCUGAGUUGUUAAUUGUGAAUGUGUAAAUAACUAUGUAUUUUUUCAGAUGUACAUUUAUGUAAAAAUGAGGUUUAAUGGAGCUAAAUAUUACUUUGUGUAGUUAUUAGACUACUUGGAUUCCUCUGCAUGUGAAUUAUGUUUUUUUCUGCUAUUAUGACAGGAAAAUGCAAAUUCUACUUGCAAUUCAAUCCUAAAAGUAACUAGUCUUAAACAGCAUUAUCAAGAAAAUUAAACUUCUAAUGAUGCAGGGUCCAAAAAAGAGAAAACCUAAUUUUGCUGUGAAUAUUUUUGUAAAAAUGUGUAUUUAAGAUAUAAUCAUAUUAAAACGCAUAUUAUUAUGUUGCUCUCA